AUGAGGAGGAUGUAUAACCACAAACAAUUACAUAAAACGGGCUCCUUCGAAUGCGGCAAGUGCAAUAAAGUGUUCGAAACCCACCAAAGGAUGAGAACGCAUCUGAAUGCAGUCCACAAAUAUAAGAACAUGCCAAACAAAUGCGCGGUGUGCAACGAGAGGUUCAAUAGCCAUAAAUUGAAGGAUCAGCACCUGGUUACCGUGCAUGGAAUGACGCCAGUGAUUCGGAAGUGUUCCGCCUGUGACAAAACAUUCACAAGCCAAAAUUUACUACGGACUCAUACUAAAAGAUUUCACCUAAUGGAAAGACGGUUUGAAUGCACAGAGUGUGAAAUGACCUUCUUUGCCAAAAACCAGUUGCAAUUCCACAUGUUGAAGCACACGGGCAAGAAAGAUUUUCAGUGUGAUGUUUGCCUGAAAUGGUUCACUAGGAAGUAUGUUUUGACGGAGCAUAUGCGCAUUCAUAUGAACGACAGGCGGUUCACGUGUCUGCAUUGUGGUCGCGGGUUCGUGCAGAAGUGCAGUUGGCGCAGUCACAUGCGCACUGUACAUGGAGAAAUAGAUGAUAGGGCAACGUCUACGACAUAG
Maniola jurtina (meadow brown) is the source of this 588-nucleotide messenger RNA. RefSeq names its product zinc finger protein 1-like. The record is from RefSeq and is a predicted model, not a curated record. The transcript has a single exon. NCBI's taxonomy places the organism in Eukaryota, Metazoa, Arthropoda, Insecta, Lepidoptera, Nymphalidae. Bases 1 to 588 code for a protein of 195 amino acids. Gene Ontology annotation, biological process: regulation of transcription by RNA polymerase II. Gene Ontology annotation, molecular function: DNA-binding transcription factor activity; RNA polymerase II cis-regulatory region sequence-specific DNA binding.